AUGUCGGAUGUGACUUCGAACCCAUCGAGGCCAGGGUCGCCUUCGUUCAGUGUUAUGGGUGCCAACGACCUACCCACUGCAAGGCCAUACCGCUUCGUAUGGGAUCCAUCCUCGAGACGGCCAGGGCCCGAGAGUGUUGCGGGAACGACGGAAGGCGGGAGGGGCGAUUACAUUGUGGGACAUACCCAAUAUCCUCUGGGCGUCCUCAACAAUCCCUCGUCGAUGAAUCUGGAAUUGGGGGCGCUACCUGCAGAAUGGAGUAGCGCAAAGCAUGGAUUUCACGCUAUAUCGACGGUCCUGAACAAUCCCCAUAAAAAGCAAGCGCCUCCAAAGGCGCAUUCAUCGCUACCGUCUGUGCCGCCAGCUGACCUUCCCAGAGUACGCCGCAAGGACUUUGAUUCGUAUCUCAAGGCUAUCACGCCAGAAUGGGAGAAAUACGAGCGCAACUCGCAGUUGGGCAAGGAAGGCCAGGCCCAGAUAGAUGCUGCACGCCUUUCGACGGUGGAAAGUGACGACGAAGACGACGAGAGCGACGCAGCAGGUCCAUCUCGGAAGCCAACCCCCUCGCUGUUCCAAGGCCGCCAAAUCCCGCCACUAGAUUCAGUUCCAGCCGUGUUCUUCCAACAGAACUUCAAUCUGGGAGAUCGAAUAACGUUCGCUGCUGUGACAGAACAACCUUCCGCUAUGGACCCUACGACGCCGACACCAUCGACUAUACGUGCAAGUUUCGCUCAAGACGAUGCCGAUACUGAUCCUCUGUCGCUCAGUCACUCUCUCCCACUACUCGAGAAAUUCAGCCAUUACGCCGAUACAGUCGAACAACACUUAAUCCGUGAAAUAUCCAUCCGUUCGACCUCGUUCUUCGCCGCAUUAACGAAUCUACGGGACCUUCAGACAUCCUCGACGGCGUGCUUGGAACGGAUACAAUCUUUAAGGGAGAAACUGAGGCAGGUCGACGAGGGCACAGCGAAAAAGGGGUUAGAACUGGUUCGGGCCAAGCGGAAGGAGCAGAGAGUGGGACAGGUGGUGGAUGGGGUGAAGAUGAUUUCUGGAGUCGUGGAGAUGGUUUCGGUGGCGAAGGGUUUGGUUGCGGCAGGUCAAUGGGGAGAAGCUUUGGAAGUGGUGGAGGAGAUGGAGGACAUGUGGGAGAAUGUACGAGAAGACGACCCCCGUGCUCAGGCGAAUGGCUCUGCAGUCAAUGGACCCUCGAAACUUGAAACAAUGGUCGAGGAGUCAGAGACCUCUCCGACGACUCCAACUAGCGCGGCGGCGGCGACUGGGCCGCUCGAAGUUAGCCCAACCUCGACAGUUCGGCGUCCCCAUUCCACUCGCCCUGUUCCUCUAUCAUCCCUAACCUCAUUCGCAUCCCUGCCGUCCCACCUUCAGGCGUUGACCAUGGAGAUCGCCGCUUCACUGUCUGCAGAAUUCGUUGCAAUCAUGAAGGACGAUUGGGCAUCAUAUGUGGAGUCUCUUCCAAGUGCACCCAUCCUUACUGAAACCGAGAAGGCGGACGCAGCUACUGCAGGACGCGAUGAACGUCGAGAUCAGUUUCUGAGCGAUAGGCUGAAGCCGUUGUUACUCAACUUGGUUCGAACGAAGGGCCUGAAGGAGGGCCUGCUUAGCUGGAGGGAAGUGGUGCUCAGCGAGAUAAACGGCUUCAUCGUGAAGGACCUUCCCAUGUUUGUCCAGGAUCAGGAGCAAGCGAAUGGUGCAGAUGCCUCCAAGUCGGAUUCAAAGCAAGAACUUGCGAAUCAUCUAAGAAGCAUGUCUCACAUUGAAUUCACGACUUUAAUGACGCGCAUUUAUAUGAACCUUUUGGGAGGGAUUGAGAGGCUGAAGGCCCAAGGCGACGUCAUCAUUGAACUCCUCAAGAACUUAAAACCAGAGCUUCGGGUUAAGUCAGGACUGUCGGCCUCCGGUUCUCGCGGCGAUAAAUCGUUAGAUCAAACCCUUUCGAUAGACUCGCUGGAGGAAGACCUUGCCGAUAUCCUAUCAUCUACCUCUGAACUAGCCAAUACCCAGGCUGCGAGGAUCAUUUCCUUCCGAGCGGAAAUUCAUUCGAAACUGAAUUUACCCGACUUCCUGCUAUUCUUCAAUGGCUCUUGGUCGUUCGUCGUCAGAUGUGAAGUUCUCUCAAGGAGGAUGAUUGUUGGCCUUCGAGGCACCAUCGUUAGUCAGGCUAAAGUAUGGCUGCAGACCUUCCAUCAAGCCAGGAUAACUCAGUCCGCGAAGCUAGUCGAAGAUGAAGUGUGGAAUCCCGUCGAGGUCACCUCUCGCUUGCAACACAUCACCUCGAUCCUCGUCGACGGCGCUGUCUCUGACUCGCCAGAGCUACGAAUCUCACUGGAUCAAGCGGAACCUCCUUCCUCGCCACCGUCCACAACUGAAGCACCUUCAGCUACCCCGGACACCGCCCCUCCCUCCGCCGCUCCAGGUUCUGCCGCACCUAGCCAACGGGUCAGGAACAAGCACUUGCGUAUCGAAGAUCGAUCCUAUUACAUGGUUUCAGCUACCAGUGAAGUCAUCACGCUACUACUCGACUACAUCAAGGUGAUGGUGAACAUGAGUCUGCUCACCACGGACACGAUGAGCAGAGUCAUUGAAUUCCUGAAGGCCUUCAACUCGCGGACCUGUCAGGUUGUAUUGGGUGCUGGUGCUAUGCGAUCCGCUGGUCUGAAGAACAUCACUGCGAAGCAUUUGGCCCUUGCGUCACAAUCCCUUUCAAUCAUCUUUCACUUGAUACCUUGUGUGCGCGAGACCUUCCGCAGGCAUCUCAAUCAACAACAGGCCGUCAUGCUGAUAGAAUUCGACAAGCUCAAGCGGGACUACCAAGAGCAUCAGAACGAAAUCCACGCGAAGCUAAUCGCUAUUAUGGGGGAGCGAUUGGAUUCCCACAUCAAGUCUUUGAGGACUGUCGACUGGAACGUCCCGAAGGAAGGCGGUGGCGUCAACGACUAUAUGCUGAAACUAGUCAAGGAGACAGUCACGCUGCACACAAUCCUAUCACGGUACAUCGAAGGGCAUGUUGUCGAGUAUGUCAUGUCGGAGGUGUUGGCAGCUAUCAACCAUCGACUCUCAGAAGAAUUCGGCCGGAUUGAUUUACCCAGUCAGCAGGCCAAGGAGCGGUUGCUUGAAGAUGCGCGAUAUUUGCACCAGCAUUUCUCUCCGCUGAAGCACGUCAAGGCGCCGACGCAGAUGCUAGAAACUGUUGUGACGGAAAAGGGCUUGCCGCGUCCGGCACCUACUCCAUCACGAAGCAAUACUUUUACCAAUCAGCGUCUACAAGGUCUAUUACUGGGUAGGAAUGUUGGCGGCAGCGAUAAGAACCUUCCCAAUCCUGGACGGACGCCUACCCCACCAGUCGCUCAGUUUGAUACCAAAUCUUCGACCUCUCCUCCACGAGCGCCGUCUUCGCCUUCCUUGGCUACCAGAAACCAUCUUUCAAACGGUUUGGGUACCAUGAGCACCCAGGGGUCCCUCAGUGGAAGUAGCCUUGCGCUGCCAUUGGAAGAAACUGUCAACACCAGACAGAGUGGAUUCAGGCAGGUUGACCCUGGUAGCCCUCUGCCGACAGAGCCGAGCCCACCAGGCCGGCAUGAUUCGAGUAACAUCGGUGCUUCUCCUCCCCUCCCUCCAAAACCAGGUGAUACCACAGUCCCGUAG
Messenger RNA from Coprinopsis cinerea okayama7#130, 3663 nucleotides. RefSeq names its product retrograde transporter. The record is from RefSeq and is a predicted model, not a curated record. Gene Ontology annotation, cellular component: GARP complex. Gene Ontology annotation, biological process: retrograde transport, endosome to Golgi; Golgi to vacuole transport. The transcript has 11 exons. Bases 1 to 3663 code for a protein of 1220 amino acids. Lineage: Eukaryota; Fungi; Basidiomycota; Agaricomycetes; Agaricales; Psathyrellaceae. Gene Ontology annotation, molecular function: syntaxin binding.